CCCUGACGGAGCGGGGAGGCCGGGCCGCGGCCAUGGCUGAGGAAGGAGCCGCUAAACUGCGCCUCAAACCCAGGAAGGCGCCGGCAGCGUACAGCCGGGAGCCCAGCCCUGGCUUGGAGCCCCCCCGGCGGCGCCAGGCAUUGGCUGACAGAAGUUCCUGGUUUGAAAAAGAUGAUUUAAAUGAGUGUGAAAAAACAUGGAUUUUGCUACUGAAGAACAUAAGUCAAGAUUUACAAUGCACAAGUUGGCAAGCAGUGUCCAGUUUUCCAGAGUUCUUUGGAAAGGUCGAGAGCUCUGCGAAAGAGAGUCUACAAAAACAAGAAGUCUUUAAAAUUGGAAUGAAAGACUUUGAAUGGAUAUCUUUUCCGUCUUUUUGCAAAGAAGAAUUUUUAAAAACAGAGGAUCUUAGCUCCCCUCAGCUAACAGAAAGCCAGAUUGACUGUUUACCUGAAGAACAGGGCCAAGCAGAUGAACUGAAAAGUCUACCUUCUACAGCUGAGAAAAUAGGCUGUGUAACUGCUACAGAUCAGACCAAAAAUACGGUUGGGGAGGACACACAAAGUACUUCAAAAAUGGCUGUAAAUCUUAAAUCGCAUAAAGUCACUCAGCAUAAUACUUCUACGUGCCACUCGACGUUGUCACAAGGCGCUGCAAAAGCUCUAAACUUUCAGCAGCACUGCAGAGGGACUGUACACAACAGCAAGGAAAACAGAAAACAGGAUAAGAAAGAGCAUCAAGCACAAAUGCAUCAAAGCAGUAUUUCAUUUGGUAAGGCCAAGACUGUGCCCACAGAAAAGAAGCCACCUCUUGUGAGCACGCCUGGAACUGAAAGCUGCAAGGAGAAGACUGCAAACCAGAGCGAAGGCUCUUUAACUCUCAACAGCUGUCCAAUGUGUCAGAUUCAGUUUAGUGCAACGAUGUCGCAAUUGGAUAUUGACAGUCAUCUCGCUAGAUGCUUGUCUGAAAGCGCCGAUGAUAUCGUGUGGUAAAGCCAGGAUGAAGAGCAAACGCACAAGCUGAAGAUGAACCUUUCUUGAAAGCAAAGGAGAAAAGUUUGUCAAGGAAACAGGUCCUUGUCUCAAACUUCUUGAAUGAUCAUAAAUCAGUAACUGAAAGGAAGGUCAAGUGCCACCUGCCUGUUGUUUGGGGACUUAUUUUAAAUACUCUCCAACAUACAUAAAAUAGUUCUGAAAACGGUGCUAUACGGUAUCCCAGUGACCCCCAGGGAAAUUGGCCUCUGUACAGCUGGAAUCUGGGUACUACGGGAAAAAACACACUAUUGUAAAUCCCCAAAGAACCUGUUUUGUCUGAUGCACUGUAGUUGUUCUGAAUCUCAAAGUCUAGAAGCAGCUGAACAAAGGGUAACUAUUUCAUCUAAUCCAGAAGUUUAGUGAUCUUAAUUUUUCUGAAGAGUUAUCUGUAAAAAGAGUUGAAAAGUCAUUCACAAGGUUCAAGUUUUCCAUGACCUUAGCAUCUUAGUAAGAACUUAGAUGAUCAUACAGUUCAUUCUGUUAGUGGUAAACGAAAACACAGCACAGGCCAUGUAUAGGGUGUGAUUUUUUUCCUUUCUGAAGGAACACCACGAAGUUUAUAACCUGACUUCGUAGGUUUCUAAGUCAGUAUCCAUGUGAUUAACAUGACUAGUGCAAAGUAAUCAGGCUCUAGAAAGAGCGUUUCUCCUGCCAGUUUCCUAAUAGUGAAAUACAAAGUUAGAUUUUAAUGUACUCAGAUGAGAUUCCUGUUCUGGCAGGUCUCCCCCCACCUUACAAACUGUCAUUGUUUCAGAAUAAAGAACAAGCCGAAAGUUUGUUAAGUCGAGAAGGUAUCAGAGAAGACUCGUCUACUGUUUUGGUACCUUCCUCAUAGUAGCAGGUAAGCAUUUUGUAAGCUUGAGAAAAAGUAACCUUCUCUAUGAACGAGAAUGACAUUUAAUGACAGCUUAGUAACACCAAAGGGAAAAGGAAGAAAUAAACUAGAGUGGGUUGUUCAAUUCCCACAAAUGAAGUGAACUGUUUACUGAACAGGGUAAUUCAUUAAUUGUUCAGGCAGUACACCACAGCUCAAGUGACAGCCUUACAAGUUCAAAUUAGUUUCUUCUGACAAAGGGCUGUAUGCAAGAAUAGUACAGUUGGGCCUGUUCCAGAGAUUUUGUUUACAACUUCCUUCACAUAAAGUGAAGAAGAACGCAACAAACUUCAGCAUUGAAUGGGUUUUGUGUCUCAACAACCGCAUGUCCUGGACCUCAAAAGCCUACAGUUCAGAUGUAAUCCAAAUAUGUAGAAUGAACAGAAUAUAGUAUCAACAAACAGGAAGAAUCCUAUAGUGUUGUUGUUGUUUUUAAUUUACAAUAGGGUCUCAUUAAAAAGUGCAAGUGGGACAUACCUCAGUUAGCUGAUAAAUAAUAACAGUCUAUUAACUUUUCAUUAAAGUCUUUAAUAGAUGUGCAAGAAUAUAAAUGAUCUUAGCUGUUAUGGAUUAGUAUACCGUCUUCUGCACAAAUAAAACUGGUCAGCAAAGAUCUCAACUAAUUAAUUAUACAAAACUACAAGAACAUAUUUACUGUUUUACAAUCAUUAAAUUAGCUAGAAUUUUCAUUUACUAUUUCAAAUAAGACAACUAUGUAUCAUAACCAGAUCCAUUUGUAAUAUAUUAGGAUUUUUUUUCAAACCACACAUUUAAUUACAUCCUUCAUUUUCUUUUAUUUAUAAAACAAGUACUUUAUAUAAAAAAAUUUCCCCUUCAUUAUGAACAGAACAUUAUUCAUACACUUGCACAUGAGCAACCAAACUUGUAUCCAGCAAACUAUUUGGCAACACAGCAACAUUGUAAAUGCCUGUAAAUUUUUAAAUAAAUCAAGUAUUCUUUAC
This is a messenger RNA of Cygnus atratus (black swan), 2867 nucleotides long. RefSeq names its product FA core complex associated protein 20 (gene FAAP20). Lineage: Eukaryota; Metazoa; Chordata; Aves; Anseriformes; Anatidae. Gene Ontology annotation, molecular function: ubiquitin binding. The record is from RefSeq and is a predicted model, not a curated record. The transcript is spliced from 4 exons. Bases 33 to 989 code for a protein of 318 amino acids.